Molecule: messenger RNA, 1937 nt
Organism: Pelobates fuscus (common spadefoot toad)
Lineage: Eukaryota; Metazoa; Chordata; Amphibia; Anura; Pelobatidae
Product: glutamate decarboxylase 1-like
Exons: 15
Coding region: 246-1910 (554 amino acids)
Biological process (GO): GABA biosynthetic process
Cellular component (GO): cytoplasm
Molecular function (GO): pyridoxal phosphate binding; glutamate decarboxylase activity
Source: RefSeq, a predicted model, not a curated record
UUCCCCAUCACUUUAAAUUGCUUAACUGAUAUCCAUUGAAAUAGCCACCAUCGGAGAGGGCUUGACUACCGGCACGGUCGGCAUCCAAACUUGAAAAACAAGUUAACGAUGUCCUGGCCACACCCAUCACAAUAGGGCAUAAAACCUGCGCCUCUUUAAAUUGUUUUAUACAGUAUACCUGGUCACUGAAGAGGACCGAUCUCUGGAAUUCUAACCUUGGGUUACAUCGCGUUCUAUCCUGCACAAUGGAUAGAAGGACAGUGAUUAACACAAACCAGCAAGGUAAUUCGUCCUCGAAGAAUGAAAAUGGGUGUUGGUUUACCAAGAAUUUGAGGGAUGAGCUUCUUGUGAGUCUGCAGGACGAAGAUUCUAUGAGGAACUCAAAGUCUGUGUCAGACUUUUCAAGCUUGUAUUCUUCAGAUCUCUUCCCCGCAAGAAGUGGAGAGAAGCAUACAGAACAAUUUCUACUAGAAGUUUUUGAAAUUCUCUUCAAUUAUAUAAAGAAAACUUAUGAUGGUAAAAGUAAAGUUCUUGACUUCCAUCAUCCACAUCAGAUACUACAGGGUAUUGAAGGGUUCAAUUUGGAAUUGUCAGACCAGCCUGAGCCCCUGGAACAGAUCCUUGUGGACUGCAGAGACACUCUGAAAUAUGGUGUAAAGACAGCACAUCCUCGGUUUUUUAACCAGCUAUCCAGUGGACUUGACAUUAUUGGCCUGGCUGGUGAAUGGCUGACUGCUACUGCCAACACAAACAUGUUCACUUAUGAGAUUUCUCCGGUAUUUAUUAUUAUGGAAGAAAUUGUCCUAAAGAAGAUGUUUGAAAUUGUCGGUUGGAAGGAAAAUGAAGGGGAUGGAAUCUUCUCUCCUGGUGGAACCAUUUCAAACUUGUACAGUAUUCUUGUGGCACGUUAUAAGUAUUUCCCCAUUGUAAAAACCAAAGGAAUGUCAGCUCUACCCCCGAUUGUUCUUUUUACAUCAGAACAUAGCCACUAUUCUUUCGAGAAAGCAUCUGCAGCUCUUGGCAUUGGAACAGAGAAUGUGAUUGCUGUGAAUUGUGAUGAAAGGGGGAAGAUGAUUCCAUCUGAUUUGGAGGCAAAAAUACUAAAGGCUAAAGCAGAGGGAUUUGUUCCAUUUUAUGUCAGUGCCACUGCUGGGACAACUGUAUAUGGAGCGUUUGAUCCUAUAGAAGACAUUGCCGACAUUUGUGAGAAGCACAAUCUCUGGAUGCAUGUUGAUGCUGCAUGGGGUGGUGGAUUACUGCUGUCAAAAAAGCACUGCUUUAAAUUGAAUGGCAUUAAAAGGGCGAACUCUGUUACAUGGAAUCCUCAUAAAAUGAUGGGUGUUCCCCUGCAGUGUUCUGCAGUCCUCACACGGGAAAAGGGUCUUUUGCAGGCAUGUAACCAAAUGCAAGCUACAUAUCUGUUCCAGCGUGACAAACACUAUAAUACAGCUUAUGAUACAGGAGACAAGACAAUCCAGUGUGGAAGACAUGUUGACAUCUUUAAACUUUGGCUCAUGUGGAAGGCAAAGGGUACAAGUGGCUUUGAACAUCAAAUAAAUGGUUGUCUGGAACUUGCGCUGUAUAUAUACAAAACUCUAAAGACAAAAGAGAACUUUCAACUAGUCUUUCCUGAAGAGCCUGAACACACCAAUGUCUGUUUCUGGUAUAUUCCACCAAGUUUAAGAGGAAUUCAAAGAGAUUAUGAAUGGAAAGCAAAACUGCAUAAGGUUGCUCCCAUGAUUAAAGCGCAUAUGAUGGAAGAAGGCACAGUGAUGGUUGGAUACCAGCCACUGGGUGACAAACCUAACUUCUUCAGAAUGGUGUUUUCAAACCCAGCAACUACAAAAUCUGAUGCAGACUUCCUCUUAGAAGAAAUUGAAAAACUUGGGAAAAAUAUCCAAUUUAUGUAAUCUCUAAAUGUUACUCUCGAUGUUAUA